AUGGCGACCGCACUUGCGACUCCGGAUCCGGCCCUGGCUUUGUCGAGUCGAUCCUCUGUUGAUGAUACAACCAUCGAAAAUGGCGGCGAAUCACCAAAGAGCUUGGAUAGCCCGAAAGAUGCACCGCAUGAUCUCGAGAAGGGAUCGGAUGACAACGCGCAAAGUCACUCACACGGUACAAGCUAUCUGGUGGAAUUCGACGGGCCUAAUGAUCCCGGCAAUCCCAAGAACUGGAGCGAGAAGCGCAGAUGGGCCAUCAGCAUAUCCAUGGGUCUGAUGGUGUUUACUGUCACGUUUGCAAGCUCCAUAUUCAGCGUCAACAUUGGCGUGGUACAAGAGAAAUUCGACGUAGACCUGGUCACAGCUACACUCGGUGUAUCCCUUUUUGUGCUGGGGUUUGUGUUCGGUCCAAUCGCGUUUGGGCCCAUGUCAGAAGUCCUUGGCCGCAGAAUUCCUCUUUUCGUAGGAUUUGCGCUGUUCGCUCUUUUCCAGAUCCCGGUCGCACUUGCUCAGAACGUCGCUACCAUAUGUGUUGGCCGCUUCCUGGGAGGAUUCUUUGCUGCGUCGCCUCUGGCCGUUACUGGCGGAGCGCUUGCUGAUCUGUGGGAUCCCAUUCCGAGAUCCUACGCUAUCUGCGUCUUCGCAGCUGGAGGGUUUGCUGGACCUGUCGCAGGACCGAUCGCAGGUGGCUUCAUUACUGAAUCAACUCUGGGCUGGCGCUGGACUUCGUGGAUCACUUUGAUACUAGCCGGUCUCUUCGGAGCUAUUGGUCUAGCGGUGAUUCCCGAGACAUCCGCAGCCAGGAUUCUUCAGCUUCGUGCUGCCAAAAUCAGGAAGGAUACUGGCAACACCGAAUACCACUCGAAAGCCGACUUACAAAAGCUCACACCCAAAGUUGUUUUUAGCGUCUAUCUUCUGAGGCCCUUUAGCAUGUUCUUUCAGGAGCCUAUCCUGGCUCUCAUCACGGCGUACAUGAGCUUCUUAUACGGCAUUUUGUAUCUUCUUUUCGAAGCAUUCCCAGUGUCUUUCCACCAGGAACGCGGAUGGUCUCUUGGUGUAGCGCAACUCCCUUUCGCUGCCUUCCUCGUCGGACUCGUCAUGGGCGCUGGUGUCAUGGCAUAUAGUGCAGCUACAAAUUUCACGCGAUCAUAUAACAAACACGGCAAAGCAAUACCCGAGGAGCGACUUCCACCCAUGAUUGUAGGCGCCGUUGCGCUCCCUAUUGGUCUCUUCUGGUUUGCUUGGACCAGCAAUCCACAUAUAUCUUGGGUGCCACAAGUUCUGUCCAUUUCUCUCAUCGGUCUUGGCUGCAUGGUGCCGUUCUGGCAAGGCUUGAGUUAUCUGAUUGACUGCUAUGGGUUCUACUCCAACAGCGCUAUCGCGAUCAACACUUUCGUGCGGUCCCUAGCCGGAGCGUUUUUCCCGCUUUUCACCCACGCGAUGUAUAGGAAUUUGGGUGUAGCUUGGGCAAGUAGCUUGCUGGGGUUUCUUUGCGUGGCAUUUCUUCCUGUGCCUGUUCUUUUCUACAUCUAUGGUGCGAAGAUAAGAGCGAAGAGCAAAUGGGCUCCUACCGCUCCAUGA
Messenger RNA from Dothidotthia symphoricarpi CBS 119687, 1581 nucleotides. Its product is annotated as MFS general substrate transporter. NCBI's taxonomy places the organism in Eukaryota, Fungi, Ascomycota, Dothideomycetes, Pleosporales, Dothidotthiaceae. Gene Ontology annotation, biological process: transmembrane transport. The transcript has 3 exons. Gene Ontology annotation, molecular function: transmembrane transporter activity. The record is from RefSeq and is a predicted model, not a curated record. Bases 1 to 1581 code for a protein of 526 amino acids.